AUGGCGAACAGUUCUAAUUUUGUGAGCUCUACAAAAUUCCGUCAAAAUAUCCCGAAAAUAUGGAACGCUAAAGAAAUUUGUAAUCAUAUAGCUUCUUCCAACUUAGGUUACGAUAGUAAACGAGUUAAAUGGAUUGGAACUUUUGAUAUAUUGCAGAAAUUUGUCGAAUGCGAACUUAAAUUGGAUGGCAAAUGGUCUUCGCCAGGUGGUUGUUCGAAAAAGUUUACGUGCUAUAAUCUAGAUAUAUCAAUAACUUGGUACCCCAAGAAACUAAAUACACUCGUAUUUCACGGUGAGGAAAGCUCGGGUUUGGUUGACGCGUUAAUAAAUGUGUGUGCAGAGGCAAUCUCUAAAGACGACGGUUUAUCAAACAACGUAUGUGUGUCGGCCAAACAUAGUUCGAUUGCAACUAUAAACUCAGCUGUUGAUGAACCUGAACAGAUGUCUAAUCACUGUAUUAAGGACUUUGAACUAACUGAUAAUCAUCAAAAGGUCAGUAUAGAGCAUGAUUUCAAACUUGGCUGUCAGCGUAGAAUUUUAGCUGCUGAUUUGGAGGGAGUUUAGCUCGAUAUAGCAAUCCGAUGUACAGGGACAUAGAAAAUAAGUUUUUUGCAGCUUACAAUUCACGGGAUAGUGAUAGUGAACAAAUAAGUGAACUUAAACACGAGCUUCUUAAGGAAAAGGAGAAAUGUAGUCAGUUGGAGGCUGAUAUAUCUAUUUUGGUUCGAGGAAGGAAUAGGGAGAUAAACGAAUUAAAAAAUACCAUUACCUCUAGGUGAACCAUUUAUUCCCGAAACAGUCAGCGUUGAAAGCCACCCUUGAUAAUUCAUGUUUAAUUGUCCAACCAGCAAGUUGUAAUAGAACCAACAAUAUACUCGACAACAAAGGUGAAAUUAACAAAGUGAAGUUAAUGGAGCAUAAUAUAAAUAACGACAAAAUCAGCAAAGCUAAGGUAUCGCAAAGUUACUCUCGACGCAAUCAUAAUUAUCCCCCUUACUGUGAGCCAUUGUCGCUGAAAUCGCUUGGAAACUUGCCUCUUAUCGAAAUAUCCAAGCCAUUUAUAACUCAGAAGAAGGAAACCUUUUUAGAAAACCCAUCAAAUAUAUUGAAUGAUAAUACAACUGGUACUGAGACAGUUACUCAGCAUGUGUGCAUUGGCCAAAUACCAGCUGAUAUCUCUGAAUUUAUUGUCUUAGACGGCGACGAAUGCAUGUCUGAGUGUGACAAUACUAAUAACUGUCCUUUUCGGCAGAGCUUUCUGGAGCGUCCCCCGCCCUUGCCUCAUGUUCGAAGAGCGGAAUGGUUGGCGCAUUUAAAUCUUGUUCGCCGGCUGACGGCAAAGUAAAUUCUAAAGAAAAUGAGAGAGAAUCACAUGAAAAUUACAGUUCGAUUCCCGUUGAACUUCUUGUUCAAAAAAUUCCUGUGAAAAUAACCCAUCGCGUAUCAAACUUUCAAAGAAAAAUAAAUGCAAAACCUAGACAAUUAAGAACACUACAGCAUUGUCCUGAACACAUACAAAUGGAAAAUCAAUCGUUUCCAGUACCUAAAUCACUGUUUAUUAAUAAUAUUAUUUGUAAUCUUAAGAAAACGAAAAAUCGAGUACAAGUUUCAGUGGCGUUAGAAGCGGAUUUAUGCGCUACAGAUAUUGACAUACGUGUCGUGUCGGAAACCCAUUUAAACAAUAAAAUUCCAGACUCCGUUGUUGCAAUGGCAUCAUAUAACCUAUACCGUACAGAUAGAGACUAUAAUGCAGAUACACGAAAAAAUGGAGGAAUAGCAGUAUAUCUUCGACAGAACUUGGAAGAAAUUCGUGUCAUUCGGGAAACAGAAUUUGAAAUGAUUAGUAUUAUACUUACUCUCCCAACGGGACAUAAAAUGUUAGUUAUUGGAGCCUAUCACCCUCCAAGAUUUAGUUAUGAUGAAACAGAUUUUUUGAAUCGAAUUGUGGAAGUUGUUGACGAUUUUUUAGACAUUAACCCAAAUGGCUUAGUUCUCUUUGGUGGAGACAUUAAUCAUCUAAACGUUAGUCAACUUUCCACAAUGUCUGGCAUGUUGCCUUUGGUAGACUUUCCCACCAGAGGGCAAGCAAUUCUUGAUAACUGUUUUACAAAUAGACCGGAACUUUUCAAUAAAGCAUACCCAUUGCAUAUACAAAUGAAAACAGACCACUUGGGAGUCAUAAUUCCGGCAGGAAUAAAAUUAAAGCCCAUCCGCACUAAAAUCAGCUUUAGGGACUACAGAGCACAGAAUAAAGUCAAAUUUCAAAAGAAGCUUGCCGAGAAAAGUUGGUCUGAAGUUAUGUCAUUGGAAACAGUUGAAGAAGCAACUAAAGUAUUGGAGAACACUAUCCAUAAUAUGAUAGAUCAAUGUUUUCCAAAGAAAACAGUUACUCUUUCCACUCGUGACCCUCCAUGGAUGUCUCCACUCUUAAAGUAUUUAAUAAGAAAAAGAUCAAAGGCUAAGUCAAGGAGAAAGCUAUCUAUUGCGGCAGAAUUAACAGAACGAAUAUCUGGAAUAAUUUCACAUAAUCGAACAAAAAUGGCAAAGUCCGAGUGUACUGGCACAAGUCAAUGGUGGAAAAACGUUGACUUUUUGUCACAUAGAAGAAAUCGAACACAUAUUAUACUUGACAACGAGUUCAAAGAAAACUUGAACGAUUACUUUGGAGAGUUAUGUUGGGAUAGAGACUAUGAACAGCCAACGUUGAUGGAGAUAGAUUCAAUCACAAUAAAAGCUCCUCAGUUUAGCAUAACCCAGGUCAAGAACGCUUUGUUGAAAAUAAGGAAAACCGCAACAGGCCCUGAUGAAAUCCCAUUUUGGGUAUGGAAAGAAAACGCUGAUGUAUUUGCACCUGUUAUGACCAAGAUUUGGAAUGAAUCUCUCUCUACAUCCACAUGGCCUACCUCUUGGAAAAUUGCUCAUAUAGACCCUCUACCAAAAGUUGAGAAUCCAAAGGAAUAUUGUGAAUUUAGAGGUAUAAACGUCACACCUGUGAUUGGACGAUGUUUCGAAAGAACGGUUUAUCAUUAUCAUAGUAAAAGAUCUUUCGAGGCUGAGUUAUCAUCUUCCCAGUUUGCUUAUCGAAUCGGUGGGUGUAGCACAGACGCCUUAAUUAAAUUACAGUAUAUGUACCUGAAAGAACUAGAAGAACCAAAUUGUGAUGCAGUGAGAUUAAUUGCAAUGGACUUUUCCAAAGCAUUUGACAAUGUAAAACACGCAAAACUGAGUGAAAAAUUGAAAUCGAGUUCUAUGAACCCUUAUUUAGUAAAUUGGUACUUAAAUUUCUUAAAAGAUCGAAGACAGAGAAUAGUUUUCCAAGGAACGACAUGCAAGUGGAAAGAUAUUAACAAGGGAGUUAUGCAAGGAACUGUAACCGGACCACAUUUCUUUAAUUUAUUUAUUAAUGAUUUGGAGAUUAAAAACUGUUCCAACACCCCCCUUGUUAAAUUCGCGGAUGAUUCCUCACUUUUGGUACCGAUUUUGAAGAAUACCCAAGAUUGUAGUUCUAAAGCCAUAGAUGAAUUUAAGGACUGGUCCGAAUCAAACUCUUUACCUUUAAAUGAGGGUAAAUGUAAAGAAAUGAUUAUAUUAAAGAAAGGACGAUCAGAGGAUUGUGUAUCACCAAUUUAUGGUUUUGAACGGCACUCUAGUCUUGAAAUACUGGGGCUAACCUUUGAAAUGACAAGCAGAUUUGAGAAAUGUGUUAAGAAAAAGUUGGUGAAAGCAAAUAAAUGCUUGUUUGUAAUUCGAAAGCUGAGGAAUGAAGGAUAUAGUCAAGACGAAUUAGAUCUUCUUUUUAGGUCACUGGUCCUGUCACAACUUACCUAUGGCUUAUCAGUAAUUGCUGCAUCACCACCGGAGUUAACAACUAUUCAAAACUUCUUAACUCGUUGUUAUAAAAGAAGAUACACAUCAGAACAAAUAGAUAUUAAUAUACUGUUAGAGCAGACAGAUAGAAAGCUGUUUGAAAAGCUGUGUAAACAAAACAAUCAUCCGUUAAGAGAAAUCUGUCCAAAAAUUAAAGAAUAUACAGUAAAACUUAGAACACAAGAGGCACAGUGGCCAAAGAUUUCUACCGAGCGUUUUAAAAAUAGUUUCAUCAAUAGAUGUAUUUUUAGAUAUAAUUUAGCUUUGCAACUCUAA
This is a messenger RNA of Paramuricea clavata, 4143 nucleotides long. The record is from the annotation of a GenBank genome assembly. NCBI's taxonomy places the organism in Eukaryota, Metazoa, Cnidaria, Anthozoa, Malacalcyonacea, Plexauridae.